CCCAGGUCCCUCCCGCCGCGUUGCCGGGCAGCGGGGCCGCGGAGCGGGGCAGGAAAAUUCACGUGAGAAAGCCACCUGCGAGGUCCUUGUGACUGGACACCAUGCCUCUUCCAGAAACCAUGUUCUGCGCUCAGCAGAUCAAAAUCCCUCCGGAGCUACCUGAUAUUCUGAAGCAAUUUACUAAAGCUGCUAUUAGGACUCAGCCUUAUGAUGUUUUGCAGUGGGCUGCUGCGUAUUUUUCAGCCUUGUCUAAAGGUGAACCCCUUCCUGUGAAGGACAGGCUUGAAAUGGCUUUAGCAACAGGGAAAACAGGAAUUGGUUUGACCCCAGGACUCCUUAAAGUCUUGCACAAUCAGCUUUCUUCCAAAGACACGGUGAUGGUUGCUGAACUGGAAGAAAAAUGGAAGGAUUUGGGCUUGCCAGAGGCACAGCUGAAAGCUAUCCUGCAACUGGACAGUUUUGGCGAGGAGGUGGAAUGGAUGAAGUUUCUGGCACUUGGGUGCAGUGUGCUUGGUGAGUCCUUACUGAGUUCAAUGAARCAGGCCUGCGAAAUCUUAACAACCGACCCAGAAGGCGGAGCAGCUCGAAUUCCCUUCGAAACAUUCUCGUUCAUUUAUUCAUAUUUGGCCCGUAUUGAYGGAGAGAUAUCAGAGACAGAAACUGAAGAAUUCCUUGAAGGAAUUAAAACACAAGCGGAUGAACACUCUGGCAUGGUACUGAUUAGACACUUCCUGCCAUACUCCUUCAUAUUUUAUUGAUCAACCCUACUCUUCAGCAUGAGAYGAGAGGAAGAAAAAAUGGAAUAAAUAAGUUCAAGAAAAUAAUUUGUGUUCCAAGUAUCAUAAUUUUCAUGUAUCUGUACAUGAUCCUCUUCUCUGGCAUUUCCUUUACUUUGUCCUACUCUUUAGAUGGCACUUCAGAGAUGUUAAUUGAGAGCAUSGUUGUACUGUUCUSCUGCCUYUCAAAUACUGACACCCCUAGGGAGUGACCCCUUCAUGCAUCUGCUUAAAUUGAACAAAAGUUGUUUUGUUACCAAGCUUCCUAGCUACAUUAUGAGCUAAGUAAAACAUGGAAUUCAGUUAAUACUGGGCAGCUAUAACUGGAGCAUUUCUGAUURAGCUUCUGGUAGCAUUGACUUCAUUUUGACUCUUGCACUAAUACAGCUGGUCCUUGGGUUACCUCGUCAGCCUGGACAUCUUCUAUUUUAACAAACUCUUUUACCAAGCCCUACUGAAAGAACUUAAUGAGAACUCUGUGGCAGAACAAAACCAGUGCAAGAGAGGACUGCAAUGGUUCCAUAUUAUUUUCCCUCUAAUUAGAACCCUUUCAGAACUUAAAUACCUUUUUCCAUUCUUAGAUAAACUUGUCUA
Messenger RNA from Malurus melanocephalus (red-backed fairy wren), 1370 nucleotides. It is a transcript of the gene ROPN1L, whose product is annotated as rhophilin associated tail protein 1 like. The transcript is spliced from 7 exons. Lineage: Eukaryota; Metazoa; Chordata; Aves; Passeriformes; Maluridae. The coding region runs from base 102 to 758 and encodes 218 amino acids. The record is from RefSeq and is a predicted model, not a curated record.